AUGGGUGAAAAGCAUCCCGUAGCUUAUACAGGACAAAAGUACGUUCAGAUUUGGCAGACGCAUUUGCUAUUUGUCAAUAAAAUGUUUGCAAAUGCAAACCUUACGGCAACACUAACCACAGCAACUGCCAUUUACAGAAAUGUGGGCAUUUACAGCGAUGAAAUGUACAAAGUUGCGUCCUUAGCCAUUACAAAGCGUCCAUCCAAUCCGUGCUGGACCCACUAUCUCUUUGCGUCACCCGGCGCAUAG
This is a messenger RNA of Babesia bigemina, 249 nucleotides long. RefSeq lists its product as hypothetical. The record is from RefSeq and is a predicted model, not a curated record. The coding region runs from base 1 to 249 and encodes 82 amino acids. Lineage: Eukaryota; Apicomplexa; Aconoidasida; Piroplasmida; Babesiidae. The transcript has a single exon.